Molecule: messenger RNA, 1119 nt
Organism: Solenopsis invicta (red fire ant)
Lineage: Eukaryota; Metazoa; Arthropoda; Insecta; Hymenoptera; Formicidae
Exons: 1
Coding region: 1-1119 (372 amino acids)
Biological process (GO): DNA integration
Molecular function (GO): nucleic acid binding
Source: RefSeq, a predicted model, not a curated record
AUGCCUAAGUUCUCUUUAGACGAACCUUUAACACCAGAAGAAUUAAAUCAAAGUCGUCUUUUUUGGUGCAGAAUUGUUCAACACUCUUGGUUCAACAAAGAAAUACAAAUUCUUUCUAGCGGAGAAUUAUUACCUCGAUCAAAUCCAAUUAUAAGGCUAACACCUUUUAUAGACAAUAACGGAUUAUUAAGAGUUGGUGGAAGAUUACAUCAUGCCAAGAUCGAUACAGAAGCUAAACAUCCGAUAAUCUUACCAAAGCGUUCGCCCUUAACUACUUUAAUUAUAACAGAGGCUCAUCAUAGGACUCUUCAUGGAGGCACACAACUAACAUUAGGUUUAAUAAGAAGAUCUUAUUGGAUAUUAGGUGGAAGAGCACCAGUACGAUCCUUUGUACUUCGUUGUGUACGAUGUACACGAUAUCGAGGUACAAGAGCACAACAGCUUAUGGGCCAAUUACCAUCACCUCGUGUGAUACCAGCUAGACCUUUUGUAAAUUCCGGUGUCGAUUACGCUGGUCCUGUGUCUAUCAAAACAUGGAGAGGACGGACAGCACGUACUUAUAAAGGAUAUUUGGCCAUUUUUGUCUGUCUCGCGACAUCGGCUGUACACAUUGAAGUAGUUACGGAUUAUUCCACGGAGGCUUUCAUAGCUACUUAUAAACGCUUUACCGGCCGAAGAGGUAUUUGUGCUACUCUCCAAAGUGAUUGUGGUACUAAUUUCAUAGGUGCUGACGCUGCUUUACGGGAAAGAUUUUCAACAACUUCCAAGGAUCUACAUGAUCUUGCUAAACUUAUAGCGAAUGACGGUACAAGAUGGAACUUCAACCCUCCUUCAGCCUCACAUUUUGGAGGUAAGCUUUGGAGGGAAGCUGCAGUAAAAUCAACAAAAUUUCAUCUUAUGCGAGCAAUAGGAGAAACUCUUUUUACAUAUGAAGAGCUAACGACUUUAAUGGUACAAAUUGAGGCUGUGCUAAAUUCGAAGCCACUUUAUCAACUGUCAGAUGAUGUUAGCAAUUAUUCUGCCCUCACACCUGGACAUUUCCUUAUUGGCGAGGCUCUUGCAGCAGUUCCGGAACCUGAUUUGUCAUCUGUACCUAUUUCACGUUUAUCUCGAUGGUAA